Ailuropoda melanoleuca (giant panda) is the source of this 1264-nucleotide messenger RNA. RefSeq lists its product as uncharacterized. Bases 1 to 438 code for a protein of 145 amino acids. The record is from RefSeq and is a predicted model, not a curated record. The transcript has 2 exons. Lineage: Eukaryota; Metazoa; Chordata; Mammalia; Carnivora; Ursidae.
AUGGCCUCGCGGCCGGAGGCUGAGAGGGGAGGCCGCCCCCGCGCCCCGCUGAUUGGCCACGCUGCCCCGCUCGUCAAGCUCUUUCGUGUCAAUGGGCAGAGGCUAAGUGAAGCGGCGGCUGCUGGGAGGGCCCAGCCGGUGGGCGGGAGCGGCCGCGGCUGCGGUGGGAACCGCGCUACCUCUUCUUGGCUACCCCUUGCUGGGCGGCUGUGCUGUGCAGCUCCGUCUGGCAGCUCCGGUUCGCUCAGCGGCGGGAGUGUCCUCAUCCUUUUCUCCUGCAGGGCCGCGGGGACUGGAAGGCGGCAUCCGCAGCUGUCCACGCCGGAGCAUCCGCUGCCCACCAGGGGGGCACAGGCCAUCAAAGCCAAAUCCGAACUUGAAUUCUGUGCAGGCGAUUGCAGAGCUGGUAGGCCAACAAUUUCCUGGGGGAACAUGUAAUGGAAGGGGUCACUUUGACUCGUAUUCAGAAGGUGGGAGAGGGAAUUUUCUGUCUGAAGAUGGGAGGUGGAAUUUUCCCUUCUGGCUACAGCGGAGGUGGGGGUGGAGGGAGGGAGGGGGAUGAGGGAUGAGGCUGCUUCUGACCAUUCCCUUCUCUGCCCUGCCCUACGCGACGACGACGCAGUCUUGACGCCCUGAGGACUGGGAUCUGCAAACCCCACUGGACGGAGGUCAGGGCUGGGAUCUGCAACCCCCAGUGGAGAGAGGUCGACCUACCCCGAAGGCGAGCUUUCUCAUGGAGGGCACCUGUUGCAGAGGCUGGAAAUGAAAUAAAGGCGUGUGCUUGUUUCCGAGCUUACGUUUUAUAAUCCGAGAAAUAAGGGGGGAAACUUUGAGAAGGGUGUGUGGUUGAGAUCUGAAACAUGAGUUUAACGGAUACCUUUAAAUUUUUUUUUGAGUACAGUUAACACGCAAUGAUUUUAACGGAUAUCUUAUUAUCACAAAUCUUUGAGAUUUAGACCAUUGCGCUGUGUUUUGAGAGCCCAAGAACAGCUCCACACACACUAUUUCACCUAGAAUCCAAAGCAACAGUUGCCCUCCCUCCUGGAGGACUGGCCAGAGGGAAUGGAUGGAACUCCAGAAAGUACUCUGCUAGCACGAGGACACGUGGUACUUCCAGAAAGUUGUAAUUGCCAGUCUCCUGCAGGGUAUUUUUGGGUCAGUGGGCAAAUAUAAAAUGUACUGCAGGGUGUUCAUUAAGGUAGAGCAACUGCAGACUACUUCCCUGCAAUCUACUACCUUAUUGACCUUUUUUCCCCCUUUUUCU